Equus quagga is the source of this 1154-nucleotide messenger RNA. Its product is annotated as guanine nucleotide-binding protein G(T) subunit gamma-T1. The record is from RefSeq and is a predicted model, not a curated record. Bases 879 to 1112 code for a protein of 77 amino acids. Gene Ontology annotation, molecular function: G-protein beta-subunit binding. NCBI's taxonomy places the organism in Eukaryota, Metazoa, Chordata, Mammalia, Perissodactyla, Equidae. The transcript is spliced from 3 exons. Gene Ontology annotation, cellular component: heterotrimeric G-protein complex. Gene Ontology annotation, biological process: G protein-coupled receptor signaling pathway.
AAAGGAAGGCAUAAAACAAUGUUAGUCAAAAAUUAGCCUUCUUAGUAUUACUUUCAAAACUUUACUGUAUUUUCAUAAACAAGUGGCGGGAAAAGGCAUAUUUAAUGCUGGGAUAGUAAAUCCCCCAAAAGCUGCCCAAUAAUCCAGUUAUUUAGCUUUUUUAAACAGCGUCUCCAGAGCUGACUCAGCUAUGAUAAAUCUUUCAAAGGCAAUGGGACGACUCUGUUCUCUCCGGGUGUUCUGAUUGUGUCUACAUAUGAAGUUAAUCAAACUUAUUCACAGGAAGACGCAUUUUCCCCUGGCUCAGUUCCUUGAACGUGAAAGCCCCAUGCUCUGUUAUAGGCCCUAAUAGAUAUAACAAACAUAAUUGAAAUAAAAUAGAAAACAGUGCCAUGCAUCUCCACUAAUUCCUACAGUAACCCAAGGUAUGUUUGGGUCCGGGAGACAAAGUGAGGUUAUAAUUAGCUAAAUCGCACUUUAAUAAUAAAAAACUUUAUACAAUUUCAAAUUGAUGGACAAUCGACAUGAGGAAAUGGUGUUCUCAAGGAGGCAUAAAAACCAUAGGUUUAGAACUAAUGAUAAAUACAGAAAAGCACUUAUGUUGCACCUAAAACAUUAUACCCUUGCAUUAUUAUGCCCUGCGGUGAAAUCUUUCCCUGAGCCCGCACAGGCACUGAGUUAUGAUAAAUGCCAGUUAGGAGAGAAGAAAUGUGUUAGUGGUUGUAAACUUGUGAUUACUUUCAGGAAACUGAAAACCAGUGAGCCAUGCUUAAUGCUUGAGAAAACUCAGGCUAAAACUUACCGUAGAAAAUGGGAUCUGAAAACUUAGCUAAGUUACUACCAGCUCUCCCGUGCAAGGAGCGGCGCAAGAGUUCUGAAUGCAAAAGAUGCCAGUGAUCAAUAUUGAGGACCUGACGGAAAAGGACAAGUUGAAGAUGGAAGUUGAUCAGCUCAAGAAAGAAGUAACGCUGGAAAGAAUGCUGGUAUCCAAAUGUUGUGAAGAAGUGAGGGAUUAUGUUGAAGAAAGAUCUGGGGAGGACCCACUAGUAAAGGGCAUCCCAGAGGACAAAAACCCCUUCAAGGAGCUCAAAGGAGGUUGUGUGAUUUCAUAAGAAAAAAAAAUCCUUGGAAUAUCUUGAGCUUUAAUGACAAUA